Molecule: messenger RNA, 468 nt
Organism: Lathyrus oleraceus (garden pea)
Lineage: Eukaryota; Viridiplantae; Streptophyta; Magnoliopsida; Fabales; Fabaceae
Exons: 1
Coding region: 1-468 (155 amino acids)
Source: RefSeq, a predicted model, not a curated record
AUGAAGUAUGAUGAGAAUGUCGCAUUGGCAGAAGAGUGCAGUGCAAUCAUUCAACGAAAGCUUCCACCUAAACUCAUUAAUCCAUGUAGGUCGACUAUUGACUAUUCUAUUGGUUCACUAACUUUUGGUCACGAUUUGUAUGAUUUAGGAGCUAGCAUUAAUCUGAUGGCGUUAUCUAUGAUGAUGAAGUCAAAUUAUGGUGAGCCGAAACUGACUCAAAUGAUGCUAACAUUGACUGAUUGUUCGAUCACAUAUCCAUAUAGAGUUCUUAAAGAUGUCCUUGUUAGAGUUGAUGACUUAUUGUUUUUGGAAUAUUUUGUGAUUUUAAACAUGACUGAAGAUUGUGAUACACCGCUACUCCUUGGAAGACCAUUCUUGGAAACACGCAGAGCCCUCAUUGAUGUAGAAUUGGGGGAAUUAAUAUUAGGUUUCGAUAAAGAAAAAUUUGUAUUCAACGUGUUUGAAUAA